Molecule: messenger RNA, 1970 nt
Organism: Psylliodes chrysocephalus
Lineage: Eukaryota; Metazoa; Arthropoda; Insecta; Coleoptera; Chrysomelidae
Source: the annotation of a GenBank genome assembly
UAUUUUUCUGUCAAAAGUCAGUCACUGCCACUGUCAUUUUUUAUAUCAUUUCCAAAUUUUUUUAUCUUUGCGGCGAGAGGGACAGGGGAAAAUAACAAAAUAAAACGGUCAAAGCAUGGCUCUUUCAAGACUUUCUAAUCAGAUACGCUUGCGAGCUGGUGCCGCAACAAUAUUCAGGAUCUAUAAAGAAUCUUUUACUCCUCAAAUUGCGAAUAUGGCUGAUUUUCGAAUUGAGAAAGAUACCUUUGGAGAAUUGAAGGUACCUUCCGACAGGUACUAUGGAGCCCAGACAGUUAGGUCUACUAUCAAUUUUCCCAUUGGAGGAGAGUUUGAAAGAAUGCCCUACCCUGUCAUCACGGCGAUGGGAAUUUUAAAAAAAGCAGCGGCACUGGUCAAUAAGGAAUUUGGUUUGGAUGCGAAAGUAGCAGAUGCCAUAUCCAAGGCAUGCGACGAAGUUAUAUCUGGAAAACUAUACUGCGACCAUUUUCCACUCGUAAUCUGGCAAACAGGAUCUGGAACCCAAACUAACAUGAACAGCAACGAAGUUAUUAGUAAUAGAGCCAUUGAAAUUUUAGGCGGAAAAUUAGGAUCAAAAACCCCUGUCCAUCCCAACGACCACGUAAAUAAAAGCCAGAGCAGCAACGAUACUUUUCCAGCUGCCAUGCAUAUCGCUACAGCAAUGGAAAUUGAACACACGCUAAUGCCCGGUUUAAAAAUGUUGGCUGAAGGAUUAAAGAAAAAAUCCGACGAAUUUAAAGACAUUAUCAAAAUAGGAAGGACGCACACGCAAGACGCCGUACCUUUAACUUUAGGACAAGAAUUUAGUGGUUACGAAACACAGAUUAGGUUUGGAAUUGAAAGAAUUAAGGAUACCUUACCCAGACUGAGAAUGCUCGCUUUGGGAGGUACAGCUGUAGGAACAGGAUUGAACACUAGGAAAGGUUUCGCCGAAAAGUCUGCCGCCAAAAUCGCAGAAUUAACCGGUUUACCGUUUAUUACUGCCCCAAAUAAAUUCGAAGCUUUAGCGUGUCACGAUGCCAUAGUAGAAGUUUCUGGAGCCCUAAACACUGUAGCCUGUUCGCUGAUGAAAAUCGCCAAUGACAUCAGAUUCUUGGCUUCAGGUCCACGCUGCGGUCUCGGCGAACUUUCUCUCCCCGAAAACGAACCUGGAAGCUCAAUCAUGCCCGGCAAAGUUAACCCUACUCAAUGCGAAGCCAUCACCAUGGUUGCCGCCCAAGUAAUGGGCAACCACGUCGCCUGCACAAUCGGCGGAUCUAAUGGGCACUUCGAACUCAACGUUUUCAAACCUAUGAUGGUCGCUAACGUACUUAGAUCGAUCAGACUGAUUGGCGAUAGCUGCAAAUGUUUCACCACCAACUGCGUCGUUGGAAUCGUUGCUAACAAGGAAAACAUCAAUAAGUUAUUGCACGAAAGUCUUAUGUUGGUAACCGCAUUGAACCCACACAUCGGUUACGAUAAGGCAGCUUUGAUCGCCAAGACGGCCCACAAAGACAAAUCGACGUUGAAAAAGACGGCUGUGAAACUGAACAUUCUCACUGAACAACAGUUCGACGAGUGGGUCAAACCCGAAAAUAUGUUGGGUCCUAAGUAAAUAAUAAACACAUCUGUAUAUUUUAAGUUUUGUUUCGCUAUAAGUAUUUCAGUAUUUAUUUUUAUUUACAAAUAAAUGUUUUUCUUUUUCGAUUAUGUGUUUUAAGUAUUAAACGAUUUCUGGUCUCGUGGGUGGGUAUGUUUGUAGGGGCAAGCUGGCGUUUUUGAUCCUCAUUCCUUGUCUUUUGUAACCAAACGCUGCUAGAAUAACGUGAAUGGCGGCGUCGACGGUUUUUUUGACCUCUUGUUCGGUACCCAAACUCGGGUUGACUUCUACGAGGUCCAUGGCUCCUAGCCUUCCUGUAUCGUGUAUCUUUUCCAUAAUAUGGACACCUUCUCUCAAUGUUAGACCGCCUCGA